Culex quinquefasciatus (southern house mosquito) is the source of this 4832-nucleotide messenger RNA. RefSeq lists its product as uncharacterized. The coding region runs from base 435 to 4448 and encodes 1337 amino acids. NCBI's taxonomy places the organism in Eukaryota, Metazoa, Arthropoda, Insecta, Diptera, Culicidae. The record is from RefSeq and is a predicted model, not a curated record. The transcript is spliced from 13 exons. Gene Ontology annotation, molecular function: protein binding. Gene Ontology annotation, cellular component: cytoplasm.
CUGUUUUUGUGAAAAUCAUUAGCUCUGUCUGGUCUUGGGACUGAUUGUGGCCGAAUAUUUUUGUGCUCUUUUCGCGAGUAAAUCCAACAUUUUCCGAGUAAAUUGUGCUUAAUUUGUUAGAGAUCGACAUCCUCGACAAUAAUAUCGCAAAGGUGCGUGCGAAAUCUACGGCCAGGUUGGAAAAUUUGCCAUUUUCGUCGCACUUUGAGAAACGGUUCCCUUUUCGUCGUAAGCUUUCUUUUCUCUCUCUCUUUUGAUUGGCUGCAACAAAACAACAAGGCUGCCUUGGAUUGGAACCAACACAGGCGAAUGCCAAUAAAUAAAUAUUUUGGGUGUUGCAGAUGAGUAAUCGAACGACGACGACGUUGUUGUUUACGACGACUUGAGAAUUUAUAUUAUAAAGGAAGUUAGGCUGCGCCAAGGCCGAAGCCGUCAUGGAUCCGAAGCAAAUUACGGCGCUGGCAAAGUUGCUGAAGGAGAGUGGCGAUAAAGUGCUGAAUUGCGAGUAUAAACUAUCGUUAUCGGGGUCGUUGAUGCGAGCGCUGAAUGAUUCGUUCAGUUUGAUUGUGGACAAGAAUGAGAUUCUUCCUCCGCAGGGUUUCCAGGUGGUCAAACCCAACAAUGCCAAAUCGGACGUGUUCCGAGACCUGCAGUUUAUAUAUGAUUUUGUCCAGAAGACGGUCAUACUGAGUUUGAAUCAGUUUAUAAACGAUGAUCCGUACGAAUUUGCGGUGGACAUUGCCAAGUUUAGAAGCUUACGAAAGUUGGAGAUUCAGAAGAUUCCGAUUAGUCAGGUGAUGGGCAUUCAGCAGAUGCGGUCUCAGCUGGUUGAGAUAACGUGCAUUCGGAGCAUAGCGAAUGUGAAGGAGAUUAUCACCUCGUGCGGAGGCGAUAAUGGGAACGGCUUCACGUGGAACGAGCUCAAGGCAGCCAACUUUUCGUACAAUAUGCUGGACCAUAUUGAUAGUUCGCUUGAGUUUACACCGUGGUUGGAGAACCUGAACCUGAGUCACAAUCAAAUUGUGAGCGCAUCAGCAAUCAAAUGGCUGCCAAAUCUGCGCGUGCUAAAUCUGAGCUUCAAUCGCCUCAGCCAUAUUCCUUCGUUUCACGUCGACACCAUGAAAAAGUUGCAAAUUUUUCACAUCUCGAACAAUUUCAUCGAGGAUCUGUCCGGAGUUUCGCGUCUGUUGAGCCUCAACGAUCUGGACCUUUCCGGGAAUUGUAUCGUAGAUCACACGGCACUCCUCCCGGUCAGCACGCUGUCCUCGCUGUGUUGCCUCAACCUGAAGGACAAUCCGCUGGCCUGCCAUCCGAAGCACCGGCAGGCGAGUGCUCGAUAUCUGAACCGGAACACGUCCAACGCGAAAUUCGUUCUGGACGACGAACCGUUGACCAAGUACGAAAAAACGCUCACAGGAAACUACGACAGCUAUCACGCGAUUCUGGUGCCGCGGAGUCCGGGAAGUGUCACGUCCAGCGGGUUCAACACUCCGACGAGAAAGAGCGUCAUGAACACGCCAACGGGAAGCAUAUCUUCGAAGAGUAGCUUCAUGCUGGAUGUUAGAGACAUGAGCAGCUCAAUCAUCAGCCAAAAGAAGAUCAAGGUGCGACGUGCAAUCAUUUCGGAAGACGAACCGUCCGAAAGUAACCAACCAAAAGUGACCAAAGUAGAGUUGACCGCGGCGUCGGCCAAUAGUUUAGAAACAAGCCGCGACCAUCUGGAGACGAAGAAGCAGCUGGAGAACCUGCGCAAACAGUACGGCAGCGAGUGGCUCCAGAGCCAGGCCGGCGACAUGGUCAAGAACGUGAUCGGCUUCGACCCGUCCACGGAGAAGGAGUUUGAGAGUGUGAUGCACUACGAAAGUGACAGCAAACGCUCCGCGACGACGGCCCCCAUCGAUACGAACCACUUUGACCAGUCCGGAGGGGACGCGAUGAUGAUGACGUCCACGCCCGUUGAUCGGGACGGUUCGACGUUGAUGGAGUCGAUCGAGUCGCCGAUUAGGCGUGGGAAACGGUCGGACAAUGAGGCAAACGAGUCCGAUUUUAAGAGUGUGCUUAGCGAUUCAAACUACUUGUCGGUGACGGGGACGACCGUUGAAAACACCAAAAACUCGCUGGAUCUGACCAAUAUCUAUGGGAAUGCGGCGGAGGUUGAGACAGAAUCGGAAGUGGAGGAAGAUGAGCGUUGCUACAUGGUGAAAAUCAAAGAAAGUCCGACAGAGUUCUGCCUAAUAGUUUCGGAAGCGAGCAUUCGGGAAAAGGACAACGGAAAGACGAAGACCCGCUGGGGCAUCAAAACGCUGCAGGCGUGCGAGCGGCCCACGUCCACGACCAUAAUCCUGCUGUUCGACACGAUCAAGCGGGACAAAAAGUCGCGGACGUACGAGGCGGACGAGCUGACCUGCCAGGAGCUGGAACACUACCUGCGGGACAUCCUCUCGAAGCGUCCGCUAUCGGAGAUGAACCAGAAGCUGUACAAGUGCGUGGUUUGCAACGCGACGUUCUCCCGUGAGGUCAACCAGAACAAGUCGAUGGACGAUCUUCAGUGUCCGGAGUGCCAGGGAGGGUAUUGCAUCGAGAUCAAGGAAUCGCCGAGCAAACAGGUGCUGGAGAGUGAUUUGAACGUCAGAACGGUGGUUCCGGAAGCUGAUACGACUGCGGACGAGUCGGUUCCGGGAACGUCCGGACUGGGGGCGACGUUGAACCAGAGUGGAUCGAAGAACAGCAUUGUACUGCCGGUAGCAUGGAAGUCACCGGUGAAGAACAAACCGAGAUCGGCCAACUCGCUGAACGACUCAUCGUCUUGCUCGCGGAUUUCCGAACCGACGAGUUCGUGCGAUUCGAACCAGAGUGUGGCGGGAAGUACCAACUCGGAGCGCGAUCGGGACGUCGAUCUGCAGCUGGGCAACGAGAGCGACAUCGAGAUACUGAGCAAUCCUAGUCAAAGCAGCAUCGAGGUGCUGGAUCGGGGCUUCCACCCCAGCCGAAAACACUCGGAGGAACGGCGCAACCUACAACUUCCACCGGACCUGGUCGCCACGGCGCUGGAAAACACCAGUGACGACUUCAAAAUCGCAUCGUCCACCCUCAUCAACCAGGAAACGUCCACCCACGAUCUCAUUGCGAAGGCCACCGAAAGCUUUGCCAAGGCCGUCAAGCUGGACGAUGCCGAAGGAGAACCGGAGGGCAAGGAACCAGCCUCAGCAGCGGCAAAGUCGCCACCUUCGGCAGCGUCGGCCCAAGCACACAAGAAAAACUAUCUCACGGCGGCCAACCUAACCGAGAGCAGCUCGUCCGGGUCGGUCACGGACAGCGUCUGCACGGCGUACGAGUCGAACCAAGAGCAAAAGCAGAGUUCGACGUCGGACGAAACAGUCGAUAGUGACAAGUCGAAGAAGGGUGACAACGGGCUUAAGACGACCGCGGCGCAGCAAUCGCCCGCGGUCAAGGCGGAAACGUCCGUGAUCAGCAACAUGCUGGGCGGGUUGUUCCAGUCCACCAACAUGCUCAUGUCCAAAACACCCAAGGCGAACAAGUCGGAAACGUCGCUGAAGCUGAACUUUGAACCCAUGCGGUACUCGUACACAGAUUACGCCAAUGUUGAUCAUAGGCUGAAGCUGUACCUGUAUCAGAACCUGUUUGAGGACGCGAACGAAUCGCUCAAGUGGCUCGUUUCGUGCGUCAUAUUUGACGAGAACAAGCUGGAAGAGUGGCCAACGGGAUUCGACGGGCUGUUCAUCAUGUCCACGACCAAGUUCUACGUCAUGAAGAAGACUGCGGCGGAAAACGAUGAUCCUGCCAGCUGGAUGAAGAAGCACUUGUCCGGAACAAUUGAUCGUGUUGGCAUCGCUCAGGUGCUACCGUGGAAGAUCGGCAUGAAGUUUGUGGUGAGCCAAAUCGGUGGAGUUCACAUAAUCUUGCAGGACAUUCUGCGGACGGAUUGCCUCAUGCUGUUCUUUGCAGACAACCCACUCCCGGAGUACUGCACCCUCGACUAUCAACCGUCGGAACUGCUCACCGGUAAGCUGAACAAGGCCACCAAAGGCGAAAUGGUCAAAAUCCUCAUGAUCAUCAACUUUUGCGACGUGCUGUCCGACGACGUCCUGCAGAGCCUUCAGCUGUCCACGCUCCUGCUGACCGACAAUCACCUGUACCUGUCGGCGGACAUCAAGUGGCUCAGCGACAGCAGCAAGUACCAGAUCGAGCCAAAGUACACCCAGCUGAUGACGAAUCUGGUCGAGCUGGAGGACAUCAACAGUCUGUCGUGUCGGCUCAACUUUAUGGACGAACAGGAGGACAAGUACGAAACGUGGCGGAUAGAUUUCGCCACGGACACCGCCAAAGAGAGCGCCGUCACGACGGUCUGUCACUCGUGGGAGAAGAUCUUUGGAGUGCCUUUGAUAAGUAGUAAAAGCAACAACAACAACAACAGCAAUAACGAAUAACAACGGCUGAUGCGCGACGGAGGUUCAAUUUUGGUUAGAUUUUGCGUUGAAUCUGGACCGGAGGUCUGGUUGGUAGAAUUGAACAAUAUCUCUAAGAAAUUUGCGUGUUUAAGUGGCAUGUUGAAAGUUUGUUCGUUCGAUCGUAAAGUGAUAUUAGAUCUUACAGAAAUCGUGUUUUACCAAUUUUUUCGAGUGUUAUCAUUUGUGUAACAACAUAUUUAUAAUAUUUUACCAUUAUAUUUUACUGACAAUUAGAUAGAAGUAGGAAAGAUUGUGAUCGCUCAUAGACAGUCUCAAUGUGUUUAACUAAAAUGUGUAUAGUGAUGUAAAUUAUAUGGGCUACCUGAUGAAUAAAGUUUAUCGUAUUAAACCGUCGAUCAAAAA